UUCGAGAGCCGCCAUAUUUGGAUCCUUGCUUGUCAAAAAAGCAUAAAUCCAAUGUAAUUUAUUGUAAAAUAGUCAAUGACCAAGGCUUCUCCUUGUUCUUGAAAGGAAUAUACGUAUUAUCAAUGAAGUUUUAUUCCGUUUGUUAGUAGUUGACAGCAAUGGAUCACGGAGAUAGUCCAGCAUCGUCCCUGCAGUCAACCGGCGAUACAGGCCAGCUCCUGCAGGAAUUACUUAAUCUUCAGAAAUCAAACGGCCUAUCCACUGGAAGUUUGACUGUCCCACCUGGUCCAACACUAAACCAAGUUACAGACAGCACUGAAGUGCCAGGAUCAGGUGAUGCCACUAACCCUACAUUGGCAGAGUUAAUGAUGACAAUGUACGACAACCCCGUACCCAGGCAGCUCAUAACUCUCCAAGGGAGUGACACAGCCAAUAGUUUUAGUGUGUAUGGGAGAGAGGUAGAGAUCAUCACAAGUAAGCCAAAUGAAGCGGUCAGUUCUCAGGCCAAGACGGGCAGUAAUAAGGUAAAGACAACACCUGUUGUGAAGUUUGAAUGGGAGUCCGUGUACUAUGUAGGAAAUCUAGUCACUCUACACAGACUUAAUGUGUAUGCUGCAUACUCACUCAGAGGUAAAUCAGGGGGCGUGGUCCGGAUCAUCAACAGGAAGACAGCGGAGCGGGCGUUACUGAAGGACCUGACGGGUCGGGUGGUGGACAUCGCGUUCGCUUACACUGAUGAUGUCAUCCUGGCAGCUGUGGACGAAAUAGGGAAUCUGCUUGUACACAAUGUCAAGGAGGGUGACGAUAAAAAGCUUCAAGUACCUCUAUUGCUGAAGGUCGCUCGUCCCCGGGGGACCAUCUCUACAGAGUACCACCGUGUGAUCUGGUGCCCGUUUAUCCCCGACGAUUGUGACGACAGCUCGGUGACGGAAUCCUCCACUCAGGACGCCUCCAGGGUGCUGGUGCUGACCCACGGAGAAAGGUGUGAGAUUUGGAAUAUAGACAUGGUGACAAGAGAACAUGGCAGUGGACCAAUUCCUGUAGAUGAUGUGGAAUUUGGACUCAUUAGAAUUGACAGCCACACACAGGCCGUGAUGGAUGCUGCUUUCUCUCCUGAUGGUACAGCCUUAGCUACGGCCAGUCUAGAUGGAGAAGUCAAGUUCUUCCAAGUCAAUAUGAGUGAAAGCACCUCACCAAGAUGUUUACACCAGUGGAAGCCACAUGAUGGGAAGCAGUUGUCUUCCUUGUUUUUCCUUGAUGAUCAUAGGAACUCCAGUGCUGAUACCCAGUUUUGGAGGUUUGCUGUCACUGGAGCAUGUAACAAUCAGGAAAUCAAAAUCUGGAGCUGUGAGUCCUGGGUGUGUUUACAGACAUUAAGGUUCAUGUGUCCACCCGAUUUACCUACAAACUUCAGUGCCGAGCCAUGUAUGAAGGCAGGAUUAGACCUCAGUGCCAAAUAUUUAGUGCUGUCUGACAUCAAGAGACAGGUGCUGUAUGUGUUACAAAUUCACCAAGACUCGGCAGCUAACACAGCUCACGUGAGUUCUGUCUCCGAGUUCCUGCUUGCUCAGACAUGCCUCAGCUUCGCCAUUCUGGAUGCCAGCAAGAAAAAGUUCAAAAAGGUCACCGAGGAAUCUCAUCUGGAUGAAAUAACAACUGGUGAGCUGGACAGAGAAGAAGGAGGAGAGGAUCCGGAUCACAAACAUGAGACGACCACUGCAUCAGGUGUCCAGAUCAAACUCUACACCGUCCAUCCAAAGGCCCUGCAGGAGUUGUUGAUAAGAUUUCGGCCGGAGUCCUCAGCACCCCCUCCCCCCACGCCCUCUGUCAGCACCGUCUCUCAUGAUGACACAGGUCUCCAGGACGCCCUGUCAGACAUGAGCUUCAGUUUAGACAGUAGUCGAGUGGACACCUCUCUCCAGCAGGACCAGCCUGUACUCCUCACCCCUGAUGCUUUCACGUCAGCCAGUCCUAGAAAAGAUCUGUCUACUACUGACCCCAUCCGAGCCAGUGGAUCAAGUACCAGUAGCUUUACACAGGUCACCGGCCUUAAUGAUGAAAUGUUCUCCCCCCACAGCUCAGGGGACCAGUCAGUCAUAUCAGAGGGCAGCACAAUCACCCAGACCCCCACAGAGAAAGACGCCCCCUCCCCGUACCAGCCGGACGUCACCCCGACUAAACUACCACAGACAGGGGACAGUCUGACCAGCAUUGAGGAGAGCACGGCGGAGGACAAACCCUCAGCUCUACAGAAAGUCUGUGUGGACGACCUGUUUGAUAGCACCAGGCAGAGUCUGGAACAGACACUGAACAGCACCGAGUCCAGCAGGAAGUCUAUAGAGAACACCAGCAGUACCACCGGGUUUGAGGUGGGACAGCUCGGGGCUCAGAAACUGUCGACGAUGAAAGAGUCUUACGACGAGAAUGAUGAGGAGGUAGCAGAGGUUCUAGGCGAGUCGUACAAAGAGGAGGAGGAGGAGGAAAACUUACAGGAGGACCCACAGAGCACUCAGCCGUUUGAGGAACACAGCGGGGACAUGGAGUCUGGUUCUAUGCCCACCUCCUGGCCCAAACCUCCUGAUGUUAACACAGAGACACAGGUGCUGGAAGAUAUACAGAACGAGGAUGUUUACAUGGAGGAUGAUGAUGUACAGAUAGAGGAGGAAGAAGAGGAAUCCAAGGAAGACAACUACGAAAAGGAGGAAGACACGCAGAAUGUACAAGAUGGCAGUAGUGAAGAGAUAGAGGAACAGAUAGAGGAACAGAGCGAAGAAUUACAGAGUCCCAAAGAAGCACCUGUAGCUGCUCCAGUGGCUAAAUCAAGGGAGAUAAUAAAAGAAAUCCACACACGAGAAAUUAUCAGGGAAAAUGUGGACAAAGAAUCCAUAACCUCAUUGAAUGAGAAUAUCCAGAGUAUUCUGGCGGUGUUGGAGGCUCAGAACGCCAAGAUCGAGUCCCUACAGUAUCAGCUCGCCGAGCAGGAGGCGCGUCAGAGCGAGAUCAAUCGGCGGCAGAUAGAAAACGAGGUCAUCUCACAACAACCCCAGAACAUAGAGGAACACCUCGGGAAGCUGGAGGGGAUCGUGACGUCUAGAGUGGAGAGGAUGUUUACACAGCACGCCCAGAAAGAGAACCAGAGAGUGCGAGAUUUACUGCAGCAGACAGAGCAGCGAGACAAACAGAGACAGGACCGAUUACAGCAGACGCUGAUACAGGCCAUGAACAACGCCGUCGCCAGCAACAUGGAGAAACAAGUCAGGCAGGAGAUGAACAACACCAUUCUACCUAAUGUGACAAGGAUUCUGGAACCUGUGAAAGAACUCAUGCAUCAGGAGAUUGCCCAGAAACUGACUGCUACAGACUCCAUCAUUAAAGACAGUAUAGGGAAGAUGGUCAGAUCUCGGCAAACAAUAGAGGCCCUUGGGGUGGCGGCGGGGAAUGUUUUACAGACCCCCAUACAGCUAGCUUACAGGGAAGCCUUCCAGAACAUCGUCGUGCCAAGUUUUGACCGAGCCAUGCAGAACAUCUUCCAGCAAGUCAAUGAGGCUUUUGUGAAGGGAACGAGGGAAA
This is a messenger RNA of Saccostrea cuccullata (small rock oyster), 3570 nucleotides long. Its product is annotated as enhancer of mRNA-decapping protein 4-like. Lineage: Eukaryota; Metazoa; Mollusca; Bivalvia; Ostreida; Ostreidae. Gene Ontology annotation, cellular component: P-body. Gene Ontology annotation, biological process: deadenylation-independent decapping of nuclear-transcribed mRNA. The transcript is spliced from 25 exons. The annotation marks the transcript as partial. The record is from RefSeq and is a predicted model, not a curated record. Gene Ontology annotation, molecular function: protein binding.